Messenger RNA from Symphalangus syndactylus (siamang), 2984 nucleotides. RefSeq names its product cytohesin 1 interacting protein (gene CYTIP). Gene Ontology annotation, molecular function: protein binding. Gene Ontology annotation, biological process: regulation of cell adhesion. Gene Ontology annotation, cellular component: cell cortex. Lineage: Eukaryota; Metazoa; Chordata; Mammalia; Primates; Hylobatidae. The record is from RefSeq and is a predicted model, not a curated record.
CUUGGUGAUGGUGCCCUUGACCCAUAUGCACGUGCAGGGACCAACAGGCAACGUUCUUGGUGCCACCUUGGUUUGCCCGUUACCUUCUGCCCACUCCUUUCCUCCCCGGGACCACUUGUUGAUGCUGCCGCAAAGUCUGAUCUAAGAAAUGGCAAUAUUGUGCCCUAAAUGUGCUGGCUUUCCCUUCCCAUUGUACUUUAAAGAUCAUGGGUAAUUUUAGUAAGGACAAAGUAGUAAAAGGACAACCAGAAGAAUGCUGAAUGGUCACAACCCCAGUGGCAGAUAUAAUGUCUUUUUGAUGAACAUUGAUCUAGGGUAUACUUCAGGGAAAGUACAGUAUUACAAGGACUUCGAGAGAGAACAUUAUGACCAGCACCUGUAAUUCUUGCCUAUAUUCACAAGAACUGAAUGUCCUCAUGUGCUGACUUCUGCACUGCAUUGCUAAUGUUAAGUAAGAGAAUGGAUGGGAAACAAAUGGUAGCACUUGGGGACAUUUUUCUUUCUUCUCUAAAGAAAAAAAUGGCAAAUGGUGGUGUGAAUACAACUUGCCACAGAACAUAAAAGCAUAAGAGUUCCAGCUGUUUGAGGUGAAAAAAAUAAGCUGAUUUUUCUUUAAAUUGUAAAAAUUAGCUCCAGGUUCUCUCUGGAGCUUAAAGAAAAAAAGCUUUGAGAAAUGGGAGUGAAUUGCAAGAUAGGGUUUGUGUAACAAGUUCCUCAAACCACAGAGGUCACAUGGGCUCUUUCUGCUUUGCUACUUUUGAUUACUUGUCAGAGUUGUACUUUUAGCUUCCCCCAUCCUGCAAGGCCACUCAACCAUGUGCUAGCUGGAGUGAUCUUUAUUCACAAUGUCUUUACAAAGGCUCCUGCAACACAGCAGCAAUGGCAAUUUGGCGGACUUCUGCGCUGGGCCAGCGUAUAGCUCUUACUCCACACUCACAGGCAGCCUUACGAUGGACGAUAAUAGAAGGAUUCAAAUGCUGGCAGACACAGUGGCUACUCUGCCUCGGGGACGAAAGCAGCUUGCUUUGACCAGAUCAAGUUCUUUAAGUGACUUUUCCUGGUCUCAAAGAAAGCUUGUUACUGUGGAGAAGCAGGAUAAUGAAACAUUUGGAUUUGAAAUUCAGUCUUACAGGCCCCAGAAUCAGAAUGCCUGCUCCUCGGAAAUGUUCACUUUGAUAUGCAAAAUACAGGAGGACAGCCCAGCUCACUGUGCUGGCCUGCAAGCUGGUGAUGUCCUUGCAAAUAUCAAUGGUGUGAGCACAGAAGGUUUUACCCACAAACAAGUCGUUGACCUGAUCAGAUCGUCUGGAAACCUGCUAACGAUAGAGACUCUUAGCGGAACAAUGAUUCUGCAAAGAACGGAGCUUGAAGCAAAGCUGCAGGUUUUAAAGCAAACCUUGAAACAAAAAUGGGUGGAGUACAGAUCUCUGCAGUUACAGGAACAUCGUCUGCUUCAUGGUGAUGCAGCUAACUGCCCCAGUUUGGAAAACAUGGACUUGGAUGAAUUGUCUUUGUUCGGACCCCUGCCUGGGUCAGGCCCAGCCCUGGUGGACCGGAACCGAUUAUCCAGUGAGAGCAGCUGUAAGAGCUGGCUGAGCUCCAUGACGAUGGACAGUGAAGAUGGCUACCAGACGUGUGUGUCUGAGGACUCCAGCAGGGGUGCCUUCAGUCGGCAGACGAGCACAGAUGAUGAGUGCUUUAUCCCCAAGGAGGGGGAUGAUUUUCUGAGGAGGUCAUCUUCAAGGAGGAACCGGAGCAUCAGUAACACCAGCAGCGGAUCCAUGUCUCCCUUGUGGGAGGGCAACUUAUCGAGCAUGUUUGGGACCCUGCCCCGGAAGAGCAGAAAGGGAAGUGUCCGAAAGCAACUCUUGAAAUUUAUCCCUGGCCUUCAUCGUGCUGUGGAAGAGGAAGAAAGUCGCUUUUGACGGAUUGUGGUGUCUUUUCAAAUUAGCUUAUUUCACAAAUAUCUCUAGACUCACCCAGAUCCCAGCUUGGUGGGAAAGUGCAGAAGAAUUGCAAAACUGACAUCCCAUUUCACAGCAAUAGUGACCUUUAUUUAAGUUGUUGUGUCAUAGUUUUUGCUUCUUAAAUCAUUUUUCAACCUAAACAGCUCAAUUUCUAAGCAGAUGGAAACUAAAUAAUAAGUUAAUUAAUAUAACAAAGAUGCAAGUGCCUGCACAUUCCAGUACUGUCUUUGAAAGCAGAACUAAUAUUUAUUUUCUAGAUUAUCCCUGUGAUUAAUUGAGAACUUUUUGGAGUCAAGUAUGAAUAAAGAUGUGGCAGAAUAUAAUAAUCUGGACUAUUUUCUAUAGGAUAAUUGGUAGGUUAUAAAAUCUUAGGUUUGCUUAUGCCCAGUAGCUCCUGGGGAGGCUUAAUAAUAGGCAAUUUUGAAUUUGUUCAAACCUGUAACGGCUUGUAAACGAAGAUGACCAUCAGCCCUUUCUCACAUUUAUAGUGACAAUAAAGCAGGAAGUAUCAGAUUUAAUAGGAGGGGUUAAGGUUCAUGAGAACCAUGGAAAGAUGUGGUCUGAGAUGGGUGCUGCAAAGAUCAUAAUAAAGUCAUUUUUAUAGUCAGUCUAAACAAAAUGGGUGGGGAUGUCAUGUUUUUUGCCCAAUUCAACUUUUGUUCUGCCAGAACAUUAAUGGCAAGUCUAGAACUCUCCCAAUCCUACAGCUUUGUAAUUUUUUUUUCUACAAAUGUCUAACAUCCAAAAUGUGAGAGUUGGGAGAAGGACUUUCCUCUUGUAGUUUUUUUCAUAUUACUUCUCACUUUAUAUCAUAUAUUCUAAAUAGCCUUCACCUCAGCAGUCUUUUGCCUAUUGCUUAUGUUAGUAUCACAUUACUUCUAGCCUUUCAAUUACUCCAUGUUUUAUUUAAUAGCCAUCAAAGUCUAUGAAUUCUCUGUUCUGGUGGCACAGCUGUUCAUUACCUAUAUUCUGGAGUAGACAAUAUGGACUAUGUAAUAAAUAGUCUGCUGACUUUAA